Molecule: messenger RNA, 4072 nt
Organism: Calidris pugnax (ruff)
Lineage: Eukaryota; Metazoa; Chordata; Aves; Charadriiformes; Scolopacidae
Gene: SPAG1
Product: sperm associated antigen 1
Exons: 19
Coding region: 80-2971 (963 amino acids)
Cellular component (GO): cytosol; mitochondrion
Molecular function (GO): heat shock protein binding
Source: RefSeq, a predicted model, not a curated record
CACUGAGGCGCCGGCGUCGCUUGGCUGAGGCGCGGCCGGGUGGCGCCCGUGUCCCGGAGACAGCUCGCACCGGGCAGCUAUGGGUGAUGAGCCAGUACCGUAUUUCCUGGACCAAGGAACCACUAAAACAUAUAAAAUACCAAUUGGUCAUCUGGACUACAAGUUCAUUGAAAAAUGCACAGAUGUUAAACACCUGGAAAAGAUUCUCAGGGUAUUAAGGUCUGGUGAAGAGGGAUGUUAUCCUGAACUUACAUUGUGUUGUGAAAAGCGUAUCGAGCAUUUAGAUCCAAGGAGCAGAGCUCUGAGAAAAGAUAAGCCUGCAGCCACAGCUUCUGAUUUCACAGCUGAAGAAUGGGAAACAAUUAAUGACGAACUGAUGAGCUGGGUGACAGAAAUGAAUGAAGAUGAUAAUAAACCACAGUACCUGAGAACAGAUGCACUGCAUGAAAGACAAGAUAACUUGCCUCCUAUUCGUUGUUCUAGCAGCUGUCUUCCUGCUAAUCAGAACAAAAAUUUGCAAAACAAACUAAGAAACAAGAAAAACAUACCACGGGACUACAGUGAAUGGGACAAGUUCGAUGUGGAAAAGGAGUGUUCUAAAAUUGAUGAAGGCUGUGAAGAAAAUAACUCAAAAGCAAGAUUUUUUAGUAGGCCCAGUCUACCUAUAAUUGAAAAGAAAAUAGACACAACUGGCAUGACAAUGAAAGAGAAGAUUUAUAUUGCUACUCGUGAAAAAGAAAAGGGCAAUGAAGCCUUUGCCAUUGGCGAUUUUGCGGAAGCAGUGACUUAUUACACUCGGAGUAUUUCAGUAAUACCCACUGCAGCUGCAUAUAAUAACAAAGCUCAAGCAGAAAUCAAACUUCAGGACUGGGGCGGUGCUUUGCAGGAUUGUGAGAAGGUACUAGAGAUGGAACCUGACAAUGUAAAAGCACUGAUACGCCACGCCACUGUACACAAUCAGCUGAAGAAUUACCAGACAGCUGUAGAGGAUCUGAACAGAGUAUUACACAUUGAACCAGAAAACACUAUAGCGAAGAAAAAUCUGCUAGAGAUUGAAAAGAAACUGAAAGAAUUAAAGCCUGUUUCUGAGACUCAAGGUAAAGGAAAAAGAAUACUUAUUCAAGAUAUAGAGGAUUCAGAUGAUGAUGAAGAAAGAGGGGAAAAUAGAGAAGAACAUGAAGGAAGCAGCAGAAAUAAAACAAUUAGCGUGCCAGUCGGAGGAGAGGCAGCUGCGGAGGAGGGAGCGAUGGGGAACGCGCAGAGAAAGUUUCACAGCAAAGGCGGUGGCGGGAAGGCGGAAGACAGAGACACGCAGAAGGAGAAGGAAUCCAAUGAGAGCGGAUUAAAAAAAAGCACAGCGGAGAAGAAAAGACAAAAGCGUUCAUCAGACCACCAGAGUGAAGUUAAUGGCUAUUUACAGAGCGAUCAGAAGAGCGAAAGCUCUGAAGCCGAGCUCUCCGGACCGCAGGGAGCGGGGUCUCAGGCGGCUGGUGGUGGCAGUUCUGCUUCACUUCCUCCUGCUGCAGCAAAACUGAAAAGUGAAGGAAAUGAGUUGUUCAAGAGUGGACAGUUCGGGGAGGCUGUGCUCAAAUACUCGGAAGCCAUUGACUAUGUCAUUGGUUUAGGAGAACCAAGUCCAGAUGAUUUAAGUGUCUUGUACUCAAACAGAGCAGCGUGUUAUCUCAAAGAAGGCAACUGCAGUGACUGUAUUCAGGAUUGUAACAGAGCUCUGGAGCUUCAGCCAUUUUCCCUUAAGCCUCUUCUACGACGAGCGAUGGCAAAUGAGUCUAUGGAGCGGUAUCGACAGGCAUACGUUGAUUAUAAAAUAGUCCUACAAAUAGACAGCAGCAUCCAAGCAGCGAAUGAUAGUGCUAAUAGAAUAACAAAGACUUUGAUAGAUCAGGAUGGUCCCAGUUGGAGGGAGAAACUACCACCAAUUCCAGUUGUCCCAGUUGCUGCUCAGCAACACCGGUGGGAUGGAGGAAACUUCACUUCAGAGAAUAAGCCAAAAAGUACUACAGAUAUCAACAGAGAAGAACAGUUGCAGAUGGAUCGUGAGAAAGCUGAGGAGGAGUUCAAGACGUUAAAAAAUGAAGGGAAUGAUUUUGUAAAAAAGGGUAAAUAUGAAGAAGCUGUAAAUAAAUACAGCGAAUGCAUGAAGUUAAAUACCGAGGAAUGUGCGAUCUACACUAACAGAGCUCUCUGUUACUUGAAACUGUAUAAAUAUGAAGAGGCUAAGCAAGAUUGUGAUCAUGUUCUUCAGAUAGAAGAUUCUAAUAUUAAAGCUUUUUAUAGAAGAGCACUAGCGUACAAAGGAUUACAGAAUUAUCAAGCCAGCCUUGAUGAUUUCAACAGAGUGCUUCUAAUAGAUCCAGAUGUUCUUGAAGCAAAGAAGGAACUAGAGGAGGUGACGCAGCUGCUGAACCUCGACAGCGGUGCUGUGCCUGGCAGCCCACAAAAGCCAAGGAAGAAGAUCACCAUACAAGAGGUGACUGAUGAACAGGAAGAGGGAGAGUUUGCUACAUCAGAAGUGACUGAUCAUGUUGAUUGUGAGAGUUUGCCACUGAAGAGCUCUGAGAAACUGCGUAUUUCUGAACCUUCUAAUCCUUACGACUUUGGUCAGAUGAUAAAUGCAGUGAAUACCACUAAGGAUAAAGCCGCUUGUGCAGAACUUCUAACAAUUACUGAUCCAAAAAAAAUGCCAGUGCUGUUAAGUAACAAACUCGAAGGAGAAAUCUUUUUGAUUUUUAUCCAGUCAUUGGAAUAUUACAUCGUUGGAAAAGAUCCUGGCCUUGCAUAUCAGCACCUUUUCUACUUGAGCAAAGCAGAAAGAUUUAAGGUGGUGCUGGCCCUUCUCAGCAAAAAUGAGAAAGAACAGGUUCAGCAGCUGUUUGAUUUACUUUCAGAAAAUCAGAAUCAUCAGUACUCUCUGGACGAUCUUGAGAGCCUUAAAAAGGUUUAUGAACUUUAAGAAGUUAAAAUGAGCAGGUUGCAUGCACAUGGUUCAUGUUUAUGAGACGGAUGUGUGAACUCUGCAGACUUGCAUGGGUUGAAGUGGGUCUUUAUCCGGACUCUUAGAACGUUAUUUUGUUUUGACAGCAUAUGCACAUUUAAAACUUGCUGCUCUUUUUUUCUUGUAGUUGUAUACAUUUUUAAUCUCUAGAAUUUAAUGCAUGUCUUUGUGUUCAGUAAUGGAGUUCACGUUAUUUGGCAUACUGAUUUUAUUUAGAUUGUGUUGAUUAUAUAUAUAAAUAUAUUUUACAUUAUAUAUAUAUAAUGUGAAAUAUCUUGAUGGUACGAUAGAUAAUACACUUUUAGGCAUCACUUGUUAUAUCAUUUUGUGAGUUGUAUGUUCUUGUGAUAAAGAAGUGUCUUCAAGAGAAACGGGUCAGUUAGCAAUAGCUUUGCUAAAAUGAGUUUACAAAAAGUAUUAAUGUUUUUCAGCUGAACUGCUAGAGGCCAUCUGUGUCUUCACUGUCCCUGGCCUAUACAAAACAGAUUUAAAUAUUUUUGGUGCAAUACAGCUUAGCAGCAAAGGUGAAUGAAUAAUAUAUUAGCUUGCCAUAGAACACUUUGAAUCAAAAUAAUUAAUUAUUAAAUAAAUGGGUAUAUUUUUAAAAUAAUUAACAAGCGAGUAAUUUCAGCACAGAGAGGAUUAUUUUUUUCCUGUGCAGGUGGAAGGCCUGCUGGUUUGCAGGGCUUUUGAGGUGACAGUGGCGAACAGGAGAAGUGGCUGCACUUAGCAAUAAAAAUAUUUAACUCUUGGGUUUUGUAAUCAGAUUAUUUAAAACACCAGCUAUUUCUGUUUACAGACAUAUUUAUAAAGCUAAAAGUAAAACCAUUUUGUGGACCAGUAUGAUUUUUUUUUUAUUUUAUUUCAGGCAGUACUUCUGUUUUAUAUUUGAUUCUGACAAAGCUCCUUUUUUGAAAUGAAGCUUUUAAAUUUUUCAAAUACCCAAAUGCCUUCUUUGCACAUGUGAUGUAGAUGUAUAUUGAACUCACUAGCACUGCAGAAAUACUAAGAAUGUUGUUCUAAUGAAAAUUUUUCUCAGGUGUAUAUCAAUUAAAAAAA